Molecule: messenger RNA, 1582 nt
Organism: Fimicolochytrium jonesii
Lineage: Eukaryota; Fungi; Chytridiomycota; Chytridiomycetes; Spizellomycetales; Powellomycetaceae
Product: acyl-coenzyme A thioesterase 8-like protein
Exons: 12
Coding region: 162-1178 (338 amino acids)
Biological process (GO): fatty acid catabolic process; acyl-CoA metabolic process
Cellular component (GO): peroxisomal matrix
Molecular function (GO): fatty acyl-CoA hydrolase activity
Source: RefSeq, a predicted model, not a curated record
GUUUUAUCCACACAUGCACCCGAGGGCUCGGGAUGCAUCCAUCAAGCCUCGCUCCCACAACACAGCUCAACCAAGUCUUCCAAGUCCCCAGCAGCUACACUGUACACACAUAUAUGUAUGCCUCUCUGCCCGAAUAAAUAGGUCUCGCACACGGUAUCACAAUGUCUCCUCCGAGUAGUGCAGAAAGCGAAGCUAGGAUAGGCACGCUAAUCGAGCAGGGCUUGGAGCUAGAAGAGAUUGACCUGAACCUCUUCCGAAGCAAGCGGCUCUGGUUGCCAACAGGAGCUAGGGGAGUCUUUGGCGGACAGGUUGUCGGUCUGGCAUUGGCUGCUGCUAGUCGGACGGUGGAUAAGCGUUUCCGGGUGCAUUCGCUACACUGCUACUUCAUACUGCCCGGAGACAACACCGUCCCGAUCAUAUAUCGCGUGGAUCGAACUCGGGAUGGCAAAACCUAUGCCACGCGUAGCAUCAAGGCGGAGCAGCGCGGCAAGAGUAUCUUUGUGUUGACCUGCUCGUUCCAGGCUGGAGAGAGCUCACCGCUGGAACAUCAAUAUCCGAUGCCCGACGUGAGGCCACCAGAAGAGCUGCCGAGUAAUGAAGAGAAAUUACAACAUUGGCUGCACCACCCACGCAUCGGCUCCAUCCCAAAGUACAAGGAGAAUCUUGAGAUGCGAUUGCAGGAGCCUAUUCCAAUAGAUAUUCGGGAUUGUCACGGUCUCCCAAGGGCUCGAGAACUAUUGCAUCCGCGCAAACAGGAGCCAAAGCAAUACAUAUGGAUGCGGGCGAAGGGGACGUUGCCGGACGAUCCAGCGAUACACAACUGUGUUGCGGCAUACUGCUCUGAUCAUUAUCUCUUGACGACAAGUCUUUUGACUCACGGCAUUAGCAACCUUUCGAACCCUAGAUUAACGAUGUUGGCCUCGUUGGACCAUGCGGUGUGGUUCCACGCGCCAUUUAGGGCCGACGAGUGGCUGCUGUACGAGAUGGAGAGUUCCAGAACCGUUGCCAACCGAGGACUAUGCUUCGGUCGUAUUUACACCCGUGAUGGUCGUUUGGUGGUCUCUACUGCUCAGGAAGGCGUCAUUAGGACCGAGUUUCGCCCCAACGUUCCACGUAAUCCGGAGUGCAAGGACGGGAAGGACCAGCCUGCGGGCAAGGAGGAGAAAGCGAAACUUUAGGGAAAUGGAGACAUUUCUCUGUGAUCAGGGCGUCUUCCGGACAUAAUUUAGCACGUAGCCAUGUACUUUUAGGGUAGCAUGUGAAAUAAAUCUCGCAUGAAUGAAUGGAGUUGACAUAUCAUUGCAGGCCUGAUGAGUAUCGUUACUACUGUAUUUAUCAAAAGGAUAGAGGGAUCAUCGCCUCGUAUACACAAAAAGUGGAAGAAAAAGAAUGCCAAAAACUAAGAGCGUUCCCGCAAAGCUACUCGUACUAAGCAAUUGUUGAUGCUUUGCGGGUCACUACCCGACUGAAUGACGACGAGCAUGAAUUUACGGGUCGACGUGGGGUAAUGACGGUCCAAGCCCCUGUUCUCCGUCCGUUUUCUCGGUCGGAGGGGCGACGGUGUCGCUCCUGGAGGCGCCCU